Molecule: messenger RNA, 6671 nt
Organism: Acanthopagrus latus (yellowfin seabream)
Lineage: Eukaryota; Metazoa; Chordata; Actinopteri; Spariformes; Sparidae
Product: VPS10 domain-containing receptor SorCS1-like
Exons: 30
Coding region: 926-4639 (1237 amino acids)
Biological process (GO): post-Golgi vesicle-mediated transport
Cellular component (GO): membrane; Golgi apparatus
Molecular function (GO): protein binding
Source: RefSeq, a predicted model, not a curated record
AGCAUCAGUUUUUGGCACAAGAAGAGGGCACACAAAGUGUCUAUAAAUGGUCCAAAUUCAGUGCUUCAGUUGUCUGAGUGGGAUAAACAGCACUGUUUAUGGGAUUACAACUAUGCAGUGAUCUGACAUUUGAGCCAUGGAGCUUCCUGAAUGAUAAAUACUUUUAGGUCAAGACAGAUUCCUUAAUUGAACUUUUAUCCAAGUAGAGAAGAAUAUUAAACAGAAUGAACAAAGUAUAUAUACUUCUUCUAUAGGGUCCUCUUCAGCAUAUACUACUCUUAUUUAAUGUGUUUACACACUGAAUAUCGCACUCAUUUUUCCAACUGGUAGGGAGAUUUGCCACUUCCGGCAGCCAUUUUAGUAGCAACUUGGGAAAUUAUCUUAGCUAGCAUACGUUAGCUAACAUUGAAUAAGUAGCUUCAUGUUGUACACCGUUUCUGUUUUAUUCGAAAGCUGUAUAAGGUCUCUCGAGGAUUCAGGAAACCUGUGAAAAACUCCGGAGUGGAAGGCGAAUGUUCCAAUGCCUGAGGAAGGGACAUCUGUAGAUUCAAGUCAUCUGGAAAUAAAACAGGCCAUGUGCCAUCUGUUGACCUGUACAGGUUGUACUCGAUCGCUUGAGAAACGGACCAGUAUCUGUCCAGGCUGAUGGCGCACAGGUGAAUGAUGGAUGAGGUGCAGAAGAGCACAUCCAAAGCCAGGUUGAGAUGAGGAUGCGGGGGUAUGAGCCCCUCUCUCCCCUCUCGUCCGGGAUUCAGCCUCCAGCUCCUCCUCUGAUGCAUCGUUUGCAUCAGCACUUGGGAGCACUUGUCCGCUGCACCUCCCCACAGUGCGUUCACGGACUCCACUUUGCCAGGUGAUGACAGACACGCGCUCCACAGUGACAACGAUGUGCUUCUAACGCGCCCGAAGUCGGAAUUAACGUAGAAUGGAGACGCGCCUCGGUCACUGCCUUUUUCUCAUUUUCUCCGAGUGGAUUUGGCUCUUCACCCUAACUUCCAUCCUGGGCGGAACAAGAGCGGAGGUCAGGUGCAUCCCCUCCUGCCAGCUGCCGCCGAUCACAGCAGCGUCCGCCCGGGAACUCUCGGCGCUGGAUUUGGUGAAUUUCGGCGAGGAUUUUGUUGGAUUUACCGAGAGGUCACCGGGCGCCGAACCCAGCGCCGGCGGGGAGGAGAGGCACAGCGUUGCGGAAUUAACCACGAGCGAAGAAAGUUCGCGCAAAGUGCAGGGAAAUGGCACAAGUUGUCUGGAGAAGGACGGCCAGCAGAAACUUUCCCAGCCCAAAGUGGUUGCUCAAAGUCUUUCACGCGCGGCUGCCCUCUCCCCGGACGAAAAUAGCAGCGACGAGGGUAAAAACAGCCGCUUUUACGCAGGAGACGGUGCGCAGGGCGAUGAGACGGUGGAGGAGGACGCGGCUGUGGCCAGCUGGAGGCGAACGCGGAGCGCGAGGAGCGCAGAGACUUGGUCCGGAUUCAGACCGGAGGGCGGGGAGGACGCUGCGUUUUCGGACCAGGAGGAGUUUCAGCUCACAAGUUCGACAUUUGCGCUCACCGGGGACACGGCGCACAACCAGGCGAUGGUGCACUGGUCCGGGCAGAACAGCAGCGUGAUCCUCAUGUUGACAAAGUACUACGACUUCAACUCUGGCAGAGUGACAGAGAGCUCCUUGUGGAGGUCAACUGAUUAUGGGACCACAUAUGAGAAACUUAAUGAGAAAGUCGGGCUGAAAACCAUCCUGAGCUACCUGUACGUGAGUCCGAACAACAAAAGGAAGAUCAUGUUACUUACGGACCCGGAGGUGGAGAGCAGCCUGCUCAUUAGCCUUGACGAGGGGGCGUCCUAUCAGAAACACAGCUUAGCCUUUGAUAUCCUCAGCCUUCUCUUUCACCCCGAGCAGGAGGACUGGAUCCUGGCUUACAGCCACGACCAAAAGCUCUACGUCUCCGUCGAGUUUGGGAGGCGAUGGCAGCUCGUGCACGACGGCGUCGUCCCCAACAGAUUCUACUGGUCCAGACUGGGUUUAGACAAAGAGCAGGGCAUGAUUCACCUGGAGAUCAGCGUCUCUGAUGGACGGUCACAGUACAUAACAUGUAAACUUCAGAAUUGCUCUGAUGGAAACAAGGGCAAGCCUUUCCCUGGAUUUAUCAUCCCCAACUCCCUGGUGGUUCAGGAUGAAUACGUUUUCAUCCAGGUGCCAAUAGGUGGCCAGUCAGUCCAUUAUGUGUCCUAUAAAAGAAAUUCCUUCUACCCAAUGAAGCUUCCCAAGUACACCCUGCCAAAGGACUUGCAGAUCAUCAGCACGGACGAUAACCAGGUGGUGGCAGCGAUUCAGGACUGGCACCAGAAUGACUCCUACAACCUGUACAUGUCUGAGUCCAGAGGGCUGUUCUUCACCCUGAUGCUGGAGAGCGUCGUGAGCAGCGGAGGACCGGAGGGCAACAUCAUGAUAGACCUUUAUGAGGUUGCCGGGAUUAAAGGGGUGUUCCUGUCAAAUAAAGUUGUUGAGAACCAAGUGAAAACUUAUAUCACAUACAACAAGGGGAGAGACUGGCGUCUUCUACAGGCUCCAACAACCGAUCUCCAGGGAAAUAAGGUCUAUUGUGAACAGCCGUACUGUUCGUUACAUCUGCACCUGCACGUCUCGGAGAAUCCUUACACCUCGGGAAACAUUGUCAGCAAAGAGUCAGCCCCAGGAAUUAUAAUAGCAUCAGGUGUGGUUGGACCUGAGCUGACCAGCACUAACGUCAGUGUUUUCAUCACAUCUGAUGCUGGAAACUCAUGGAGAGAGGUUUUUCAGGAAGAGUACAGCGUGUUUUUCCUGAAUCAAGGAGGAUCUCUGGUGGCCAUCCGACACACACCUCUCCCAAUUAGACAUAUUUGGCUGAGUUUUGAUGAGGGCAGAAACUGGGACAAAUAUAGCUUCACCUCCUCUCCGCUCUAUGUUGACGGGGUGCUGGGGGAGCCUGGAGAGGACACCCUCAUCAUGACAAUCUUUGGUCAUUUCAGUCAUCGAUCUGAGUGGCAACUCGUCAAAAUCGACUUCCGGUCCAUUUUCCAACACCGCUGCACAGCCGAUGAUUACAUGACGUGGCAGCUGCACAACGAGGGAGAAGUGUGCAUCAUGGGAAUGAAGAGAAUCUACCAAAAACUGAAAGCAAACGUUCGGUGUGUCAAGGCCAGAGAGCAGUAUAUUUCCCAGAUGUCAGACUCCUGCCCUUGCACAGAGGCAGAUUUUGAGUGCGACUACGGGUUCGAGAGGAGGAUUGAUGGGAGCUGCACUCCGGCUUUCUGGUUUGUUCCUUCAGCAACAUCUCGAGACUGCAUCACGGGGGACAGCUUCCUUAACACCACCGGAUAUCGCAGGGCUUUGUCUAACAACUGCACUGAGGGAACGCUGUUGCAGUUCAGCCCCAGGCGACAAAAGUGCCCCAGUCAGGCCCCCCGGGGCCUCCAGCUCUUCACCAGCGAGGGAACACUGGUAGCAACGCUGGAGAGGAAUGUCACUUUCUUGGUCUUCCUGGAAGAGGGUCUCAGCUCCACAACGAGUAUCACGGUGGACUUUGGUGACGGGACCGCCAUAUCAUACGUAAACAUAAGCUCCAUUGAGGACGGGGUCAAGCACAUCUACAGUAAAGUCGGCAUCUACCAGGUUUCUGCCACAGCGACCAACAUGCUGGGCUUUGACAGGGUGAUACUGUACCUGCACGUCACAUGUCAACUGGAGCAAGUCCAGCUCUCGGCUCCUUCUGUGGUCGUGAAGAACAAAGCGGUGAACCUCACGACAGUUUUACGCCCCAGCAAUGUGGGGACGGUCAUCUUCUACUGGUGGUUUGACAACAAAACAGAGCCUGUCGUGACCCUGGACGGAGCGAUGUCCUUCACUUUCUCAAAGGAGGGAAGUCACACUGUCAGCGUCCAGGCGGCAGUGGGAAACACUGUCCUUCAGGAUCAAAUGGCUGUGGCAGUUUACGAUUAUUUCCGGUCACAUGUUUUGGCCUUUUCCUCUAAUUUGGACGAGCUGAACCCCGGGGUGUCUGAGUGGAGGGAGGACGUCGGCAGAGUGGUGAAGAGCUCCAUGGUUCAGGUCACAGGAAUCAGUCAGGAUCAGCUGCUGGUCACGGUGCUCCCAGGUUUACCCACCACGGCCGAGAUUUUCAUCGUGCCCGAGAAGAGGUCGAGACACGGAGGCAUGGAUGAAAAGUGGGCGCACCUGGAUCAGCUUUCUCAGGUUCUGCUAAGUGCUCUGAACCAGGACCUCAUCCAGUUCACACUCAGACCGGGGGUGCAGGUGAACGUGUACGCCACGCGGCUGUCUCCAGCUCCUCUCGUGGACAGCAGUGAUAGCGGCCACAGUGGCACCGCAGUCAUCAUGCUCGUGUCGGUCGUUCUGAUGGGCUUGGCCGUCUUUGUAAUAUAUAAAUUUAAAAGGAAGAUCCCAGGCAUCAACACAUACACAGCGGAGCAGCCUGACAAAGAACAAGAGGUCAUCCCGACAGUGACCUCCAUAGCCGUCCCAAAGCCUGAGGGGGACAAGUUGACCUCGCUGGAUCAUGUGGAUGUGCAGUUGGACUCAAAAGGCAGAGGCUACCUGCCAUCUCACACAGACAUCAAGCUCUCUGAUGAAGCGCCCCAUGUGUUUUAAUGUUGAGAGUCUAUGACCGACUCGAAAGCAAUACAUCUUCUUUGGCAGUUACUUCCAGCAAGCUAUGAAACCACGGUCACAAUGAAUGGUCUCGAGUGUUUUGCUACCCAUGCAUGGAUGGACCAGUUCACACUGUGCUGCCUAAUCCCUCUGAGGAGACUGUACAGAUUUAUACUCGCUUCUUGAAAAAGGGACACUUUUUGACUGAAAAUACUUGUAUUUUUGCAAGGACAUUGAUCUUUUUAUGUAAAUACUGUACAUCCAUAAUGGAAGAAGUAAAAGUUAUUUGUCUGAGCUGGUUACAGCCGCGUCUGCUCAAAUAUGGAACGAUCAAAAGCAGCGGGACAGAAGUGAUGUAUAAUAAUAUCUCCAAUUUCUGUUUCUUUGGGCUUGUGUUUGUGAAGUUUACUUUGUUUAACUGUGUGGAAAUAGCUUAUCUGAGUAAGACAGUGAGGGAAGCGGAUUCAUUAAGCUGUGUACAAUCAGUAAAUCUUAUCACCAGAUUCUCAUCAAAUGAAAAGCUUGCAAUAUCCAGGAGAUGAGGGAGGGCUCCGAGUCCCAGAUCUGUGUAUUCCAUCAAGCCUGCCUCUCAAAAUGUUAUAUAUGACAUAACAGAAAUAAGAACUGAAUAUUAGAGUGGGUGAGCCCGAUAGGUGUACACAGAAGAUGAGACACUGAGCAAAUAAGUACGAACGAAUGCGAACAUCCUACAACUACUUCAAAAAGAGAUUAUACGCGAGUAUUCUGCUUAAUCUUUAUCAUGCAUAUGAGCUACUAUUGCAGCAGCAGUCUUGUAAUUUCAUAGUUUUACAGCCAGUUGAACUGUUAAACAAUGCAAUGACUUUUAAACUUGUGCUUCUUAUUUAUCUGUCGCCCUGAGCGUUUCUUGUACAUUCUGGUUUCUACAAAGUGAGCUACGUGUAAAUUUUAUGAAUAAUUCCUGUUGUUAACAAAGACGACGCAGCGGCAGAAACGCUCGCAGUAAAAAAAUAAUAAUAAUAAUAAAAAAAAUACAGCGCUUCAGUGCCACAUCUGUAUUUUAUCUCAUGAUUUAUUAGUGCAUUAUUUAUCUUGUUUGUUUCCCUUCCAGACUGAGUUAAAAGACGUGUGCUCCUUGACACACUUACAAGCCGUGUUCUCGUUGUCUUUCUUUGAACUGAUCUCACUGUGAAGGUUGUGGUGCGUUCUCGACACUGAAACUACACCGGGGCUCUUCAAUGGAAACACGCUCUCUGUUUGUUUUUGUUUUUACAUCUGAUUCGUUCUGGACUGUUUAUCUACUGUAAUGAUACCAGCAUCUCCACAUGGCGUUUUCCUCAGUUUACAGUGAUACAGAGGAGCCUGCAAUCUGUUCCAAGUUUGCCCCCAAGGACUCGGCGGACAAAAGGCUGCAGAUUUGUUCAUCUCCUUCGCUGCGAGGGACACGGAGAUAGAGAAGACGUAUCUCCUGUCAACAAGGCUCAGCCUACGCGCGGAGCUUUGGUCAGCUGCUGUCUCUUUGGGAUAAGUACUGAAGUUCUUCUUCAUCAAACUUUUCUUUUUAAGUGUUGUCAGCAUCAUAUGUCAGCAAGACAAAUUGACUGGAGGCUCGUCUAUACUUCUUCCCCUCCAAUCCGGCGAUGGAGCCUGAAGCAUAAAUAAACUCGCCAUCACACGGACGCUGUAUCUCCGCGGUGAUCAUGGGUAUGGUUUUAUUUUGUGCUUGUUAUAUAUUUAACGUCUUUUUGUUAAGUCCCAAUAAUCGAACCUGUGAAUACGAUUGUGAACAUAUUUGCAUGAUGCUUUUUUUUUUUUUUGUAUCCUCUUUCAAGGUACUUAAAAAAAACGUCUUAAUUAGGAAAAACAACUAAAUGUGUAACGCAGUAUUUUCCGUUUUCUCAGAGGCUAGAAAACUCAUUAAUUACAAGUGAUGUGAUUAUUCAGUGGGAUCUUUCUGUGUUUUGUUUUGCUUUGUUUUUUUGUUUUUUUCAUUUGACCUUGCAGAAGUAACCAUGGUUGCGGAAAUAAAGCAGAGACACAUCAUGAAAUGCAA